GAUAUUUUUCAAACUUUAAAUGUUUGUUUUAAAUGUUUAUUUAUUAUUAACAAGAACGUUAUAUCUACCGAUCUUUAGUUACUGAGCUUCAGUUGCCAGUCGUUUAGUUGCCUUAUCCGUCAGAGUGCCUAGAAGCUAAUUGAAUUCAAUUUAUUUUAUUUAAUUCUUAUCGGAAGACGAUUUCUCAAUAUUCUGAAGUGAUGGCUGGAGCAGUGGUAGACAAGACAGAAUCAAUGCGAGCGUGGUUUCGAGGUAGUGUGCAAAAUAUUAUAAAUAGAAAGAGAGAACGAGACUAUCCCAACACGUUUAAUGAAUGGCGUACGUAUCUAAAUGACAAAGGAAUAGAAAUCUCACCUGUGAGACGUCGCUAUUUUGGCCGCACAACAAAAAUUAGAAACGCCAUAACAGAGUAUAUGAAUAAUCCGGAAAAUAUCUCGAGUAUCUGUGCAAGAUAUAAGAUUAAGCCUAAUCUAUUGUGUCAAGAAACAGAAUAUUAUCGUCAAACUGAACGUAUGAUUUACCCAUACGAAUACGUUCCGAGUACGUAUUUUCUCCUGGGAAAGAUAUUUUCAUGUGGAGAAGGAUUAGCGUUGGUGGAUAUCCUGGCAUCAGUUCCCGUACCAAAUUGCAGAUGCCUAGAUUGCUCGCGGAGGCGGCUACCGAUUUUGGCUUAUGAAAUGGCCCGAAUUAUCAGUAGAAUAAAAGGAGUACAAUAUCCGCCCACUUGGGAUUUAAGUCGCCAAGCGGGACCAGAAUGGUCCCAAAACUUUCAAGAAGAUCACUAUCGUGAAUUAUACAAAUUAGGCCCAUGCACGAAUCCUAUCGAUCAGUUUUAA
This is a messenger RNA of Pogonomyrmex barbatus (red harvester ant), 836 nucleotides long. RefSeq lists its product as uncharacterized. Lineage: Eukaryota; Metazoa; Arthropoda; Insecta; Hymenoptera; Formicidae. The record is from RefSeq and is a predicted model, not a curated record.